Molecule: messenger RNA, 1125 nt
Organism: Carcharodon carcharias (great white shark)
Lineage: Eukaryota; Metazoa; Chordata; Chondrichthyes; Lamniformes; Lamnidae
Exons: 4
Coding region: 233-667 (144 amino acids)
Molecular function (GO): carbohydrate binding
Source: RefSeq, a predicted model, not a curated record
AGCGGACCGGGGAGCAAGGAGGGGGCGGGGCCUGUGGGUAGGCCCACCCAGCCGUGGUUACCAUGGCAGCGGCGGCCGGCGGCCUGUGCUGAGGGAGGAUGGAGCCAGGCGCGGCUUCCAAAUGGGAGAAAACCCAGUAAAGCCCCAGCUCUAAUGCAACUGGCGCAUUCACCCCGACCUCGACACCUUAAUCUACCUAUUAACCAAAAAAAAAAAUAAUAAAACCACAAACAUGGCGGAUAACGACAACUCAUCGUCUGCUAAGCCCUUUGUCGGGGAGAUCAAAACUGGGCUGAAACCAUCCAUGAAAAUGAGCAUCACCGGGAUAGUUCAUUCACACCCCAGCAGCUUUGUACUAAGUCUCAUCAGCAACCCUUCAGAACCAGAGACGGAUGUAGGCCUUGAGGUGGCUAUUAACUUCCAGGAUCGCUCAGUUGUAAGGAAUGCCAAAGUUUCAGGCAAAUGGGGAAAAGAAGAGAAAAAUAUACCUUAUUUCCCUUUCACACCUAUGCAGCACUUCAAGAUGGAAAUCCUAUGCGAACACCAGCAGUUCCGGGUCCAGGUCGAUGGACAGCGGCUAUUUGACUUUACGCAUCGCAUCCAACAACUACAAAAACUAACUGCUUUAAAAAUUACAGGUGACGUUCGACUGACGAAAGUAGCCUGAUUUUUGUAAUAAUGGUUCUAAAGAAAAGACAACUUUAGAAGCAGGUGAUUUUCCCAGCUUUUAUAACUCAGUUAAUUAUUUUAAAGUCUGCAGACUCUCUGAUCCUGCUCCAACUGGCCUUCUGAGCAGCAGCAUUAAUUUUUUGCAAAAAUUGGAAGAGUGCUUUUUAAAAAAAAAAAUUAAACUUGCAGCAUUUGUUCAAGACAGUUCUGUGCACUCAAGUUUCUCAAAAAUUGAACUUGACUUUUAAAGUGUACCAACAAAUUGGACAAAGUUAAGAGCUUUUUCCUUUCUGUAAUUAAAUAUUUUGGAUGUUCUGAGGCUCGUCUGCAUUUGCUUUUUGUUUACAUCUCUUUGCAAACAGUCAGCCUUCCCAAUUCUUUAAUAAUGGCUUUCUGUGUCCAAUAAUUUGGAGUAUGUCAGAAAACACAUGUACAAUAAAGGACAUAUUGGCCCCA